Messenger RNA from Symbiodinium sp. CCMP2592, 1533 nucleotides. Lineage: Eukaryota; Dinophyceae; Suessiales; Symbiodiniaceae. The record is from the annotation of a GenBank genome assembly.
AUGUGGGAGUGCAUGACCAGUGAAACUCGAAAAGGCCGACAUCUUCUGUCCCACUGUAGUCGGCAAGCAAGUCAGGCUGGCAAGGAGGAAGAGCGCCUUUCCGACGUUGAAAGGUCAGCCUUGAUCUUCCAGCUGCACGGCGUGGGCGUCCGCAGGGACAAGACGAGCCUCUUGGAGAAGAUGAGGGCCUCCGCACGGCAAAAACGAGCUUUGCCUUCUGCCGACCAGGACACGUCAGCAUCCAGCUCUCAGGGUGAGCAGCUUUCGGAGCUCUAUCGGCAGGCAUCACAAGACAUUGCAUCGUUGGCAUCCAGACUAGCUCAGCACAACGGGCUUCGGCAGUUCAGCGCGACCUUUUCCAACAGAGCACCUCCUCUGGAGCUGCGAAUGCUCUUGCCGGAGUUGGAGGCCUCCAUCGAACAGCAGCUGCAGUCGCUGGAGCGCAUUUCCAUCGAGAUCGCUCAACUGGAGGCGAUCACAUUUGCGAGUGCUUCAAGCCGCUGCUCCUCUUACGUCCCCGAUGACGAUGCCUGUACCAGCAAUGAAGUUGUCCAGCUGCAGUUCUCCGCAACCGAGCCAGACGGGCCAUUUCGAGUCCUUCUCAACAGCAUCCACGCAGAGCUCGCCAAGCAUGCCCGACCCUUGGCCGUGGUGCUGCAAGUAAUCGUGGAUUUUGAGUACGGUGGUAUCGAAGAUGCACGAGUGCAAAGGCCUGAGGUGCAGCUCGACGGCUGGCCAGACGAAGACGGUGGAUCAGAGACCUGCGUCGAUGCCUUUUGCAGCAGUGGGGUGGAUGAGGUGGAACCACAGGCAACCUCGGGCUAUCCGGGCUCAGCUACCUCGUCCACUUUGAACAAAGGCUUUCUCGAGAAGGCGAAGGACAAGCCCUUGUACGGUCCGGAGGGCUCAGCAGAAGGGAAGGUCGACCCCAACACACACAAGGCGCACACCGAGCACAAGCUCAACCAGGACCUCAAUGCCGGGAUGAACCGCGGUGCCGCCGAGAACAACGGCAUAGAGAGACCUCCCUGGUACACGAAGGAGUGGCCCAAGGACUGCCAGUACAACUCGCCUGGAUGCACGCUGGACGACAUGGAAACUUCCGCCCACAAGUCGGACAUCCACAAGGACAUGGUGAGGGCCUCUGCGCGUUGGCACGACGCACUCGCCCCAGGUGUCCAGUCCAUGAGAUUCAGCUUUCUGCAGGCAACUGAUGAGGAUCUUGCUGAAGUCAUCGAGAAGCUGAAAGGCAACGAGGAUGUGACGGAACUUGACCUGUCACAUAACCACAUCAAAGAUGCAGGCAUACAGGCUUUGGUUGCAGCUUUGUCGAGUGGAGCAGCUCCAAAGCUUCGAGAGCUCAAAGUGUACAGUAACGAGUUCGGGAAGCUGGGCGAGACGAUGCUCACGCAGGGCCUGCCAAUUUUCAGAAAGAAUUUGCAGGUGCAAUGGAAAGAGCCCAGCUGGGCGAAAAUCGUUCGUGAGGAAGUCUCCCAAGCCAAGGCCGGCACCGCUGCACCGCCAGCUGCCUAA